GUAUGAUUCUCGCUUAGGGUGCGAGAGGUCCCGAGUUCAAUUCUCGGAAUGCCCCAAUUUUUUUCCCUUUUUCCUUUUAAUCCAAAUGAAAUGCCCCACUGUUUCAUAUUUAUGAAUUAGCAAAAUGAGAAUUUCCCUCCAAAAUGAUGAGCUGAAACGUUUUCCCCCUUAAACUUUAGUGACCCAUGUUUAAAACUUCAUUUCAUUCGAUAAAUCACUAUUCUUCCUGCACUGUAAUUGGGUUUUCUCAUGAGUUUAAAUCACUGUUUCUGUUUUUGAUACGAAAGAAAUUUUUUAUCAGUUUGGCGGAAUUUCAAAUUUCUUCCAUGGUUGACCGAACCAACACUCUUCCAUUGUACUCGCACUCUCGAUCAUCUCAGUUAGAGACUCGCGAAUUAGGAGAUGAAAUGGGAGGUCGAAAUGAAAAUGAGUACCAGCAGUUUGAGGAUACUACGGUUCUUGAUGGUCCCUUAGUUGAGACCCAGUUGGAGAAACUAAAUUUUGACACUCAAGUGGUUGAUGGUUUUGAUUGUAACGCGGAUAUGAGACACCAUUCAAUAUCUGAGAAUGAGAAGGAAGUUGUUCUUGAUAGUGAAGAUGAAGGUGUUUGUGCAAGCAAAACGUUGAGGCUUUCCAAGGGGUUAUCAGAUGGUAACUCGUUAAACUUGCAGAAGAUCUAUGGAACAUGUGCUCAUCAACGACGUAGUAUAGGGAGCAAAGGAUUUGGAGUUAAUGUAGGGAGGAGUGAUGAGCAAAAAGAGCUUCCUCAGUUGUUCACUAGCGGAAGUGGUAAUAUAGAAUCUGAAAAGUCAUCCCAAGCAAUUGCUCUUAAGUUUGUGGAUCAAUUUCUGUCAUCUAACAGCAUGGAAUUCGAAUUCUCUACUGGACCUGACAUAAAAAAGACUGUCGAGGAGAAAUCUCCCCGUCUCGCAAGCAGAAAGGGACCUCAAUGUUUGGUGCAGAGAAUGAAAUUUAGAGCAGCCUCAAUUGCAAAAUUUGAAACCUUUCAAUGGGCUGAUAAUGAUCAACAAGUAGAGGAUGAUGCUUUUAGCAAGAGGAGAGAUACCCCUAUUGAAUUUGGACAUUUUAGGCGGAGAUCUGUUACAAGCCGUCACAAGCCUAGGCAUCUUAAUUGUGAAGAUGGUAAUUACUCUGAUAAUAAGAUUGAAGAGAAGAAAAAGAGUUUGAACCUUCGCAAGGAAACAGCUUUUUCAACUUAUUCAGAUUCAAGGUUUGCAAAGCACAAUCCAAAGGAGACUUGUAGAGUAGAACAGGUAUCUAAACUAAAUCUAGAAAGUAAUUGUGUUCAGGGAACCAACGAGGAAGUGCAUGGAGAAUCAUCAGAGCAGGAUUUGGAUGCUCCAGACAUGUUUGACGUAGGAUUCAACACUCAAAUAGCUGCUGAAGCCAUGGAAGCCUUAUCAUAUGGACCAUCCGCUGGCUGCAUUGCUUCUGAUGUUUACCAACAUCCACCAAACAUCACUGACGACCCUUUAGAAGGUCUAAUAACAAGGAAAGGUCGUGUAGAGAAAACUUCUCUUCCCGAGACUGAUUGCUGCUAUCUAAUAGGCAGUGAAAGAAAGUCCACACGAGGAAAGCGUACUUCUAGAAAAUCUGGCAAGAAGUCUAACCAUCUGGAGCCGGGUCCUCUGUUGGCAGUAAUGACUGAAAUGAUCGGGGGCAAGCCAUUGAUUGAGGAGCAAUUUAAAUCUAGGAAUUAUGCCAACUCCUAUGAAAAUCCAAGUGGAAUACCUACCACUGUGUUGCAAAGAGAAGAAGAUGAAUCUGUGGGUAGGAACAAUGACGGUGAAAUUUACAAGAGCUCAACAAUCUCAGUUGAACGUAUCUCACUCAGCAAGGUACAGGCAAAAGAGGAGCGUGAGACUUCAUAUGUUAACCAGGAAACUAGGCCAUAUAUGGCUGGAGAAACUUUGAAAAGGACCUAUCAUCAAUCAGAUAAUCUAGGACGAAAGACAGAUGAUGGCCUCCUUAAAUACAGAAGAAAGAGGAGUAGAUUAGUGGCUGAUCCUAGGAGAGUUGAACCUAUAUCACCCAGCAAGGAACAAGUAGAAGAGGAGCUUAAGACUUCUUCAUGUGUUGACCAAGAAACUAGUCCCUUUUUGGCUGGAGAUAUAUUGAAAAGGACCUAUCAUCAAUCAGAAGAUCCAGGACAAAAGGAAGAUGCUGGCAUCCUUAAGUACAGAAGAAAGAAGAGUAGAUUAGCGGCCGAUCCUACAAAAGUUGUGAGCGGCAGAGAAAGAUGUCCUAAAUUGUAUGCAGAUUCAUCAUCAGCUGAAGCUAGAGACAGCAAAUUGAGUAAAAAAGAGGGAAGUUGCAAAGAAUCAAGUGCUUUAACCAGUUGUAUGAAAUUAGAUACAUGGAGCCACCCCAAAGGGAAAAGAGCAUUGCGUAAAGUGCGAAGUCAUUCAAAAGCCUAUGACAUUUAUAUCCCUUUAGGAACAGUAGAUAGAAAUGUAGGCAAAAAUUAUUGUACCAAAAGUGAGAGAAUUACAGAAGAUCAUCACAAAUCCUCUACUUACCACAGAGAAUCAAAGGAAAUCUCUGAUGGAGAAAAGGCAUUCACACGAUUCAGAGAGGUAAGUGACAUGGACUUUGGGUUGUUUAGCAAUGGUACAGAAAAGAACCAGGAGUUUGGUGUUUCACCAAACAAGAACCUUGAGCUCCAGAGUUGUGGAAAUACUACCACUAACCGUACCUAUCUUAUGGAUGUGGCAGCUUCAAAUCAUUUUUCUAUUAAAUAUCACAAAAGAUCAUUUAAUAAAAAGCUACCCAAAUCCUUCCUCCUGAAAGAGCUUAUUAAAUUAGGUGUCCCUGAAUCAAUACCUGGUUUCACAUGGAAGGAUUUAAGAAGACGAAAAGAUUUGGCCCAUGUUCGUGUUUUGUUUAGCCAGCAUUUGGAUGACAACGUAAUCAAGCAGCAGAAAAAGAUCUCAGCACGGCUUGGCAUUUCCACCGCAACAUGUCCCAUGGAUGCCACACACUUUAUAGCAGAUAGAUUUGUGCGUACAAGGAAUAUGUUGGAAUCCAUUGCUCUUGGUAAACCAGUGGUGACACAUUUAUGGCUGGAGAGCUGCGGUCAAGCAAGGUGUUUGAUAGAUGAGAAGAAUUACAUCCUGAGGGAUGCCAAAAAGGAAAAAGAAAUUGGAUUUAGCAUGGCUGUUUCGGUUGCUCGAGCAAGCCAGCAUCCACUUUUAGAGGGUAAGAGAGUAUUCAUUACCCCAAACAUAAAACCUCCUAAAGAAAUGAUAAGUAGCUUGGUCCAGGCAGUUCAUGGCCAGGUGGUGGAGGUGGAGCUAAGUCAAAUGUCUGCUUCUGCUUCUGCUUCAAACAUCCAAGAUAAUCUAUUCAUUGUUUCUUGUGAAGAAGAUCGUGCAAUCUGUGUUCCUCUCCUUGAUAAAGGAGUAGCGGCAUAUGCUCCAGAACUAAUACUAAAUGGGAUAAUAAUACAGAAACUGGAAUUUGAGAGACAUCAGCUUUUCAAGAAUCAUGUCAAUAGGAAACAAACCAGAACAAGGUUGAACAAAGAUGUGUGCUUGAAUGGAAGUUUGUGAACGCGCAAAUGUGAAACACCGUAUGGAGAACCUUUCCGUCUUUUAGUUGGUGUUGAACCAGUAGUACAACUACCAUGUAAAACUCCCAAAGUCGGUUCCCUGUUAUUAGAAUUUAUACACAGAUUAAAAGGGAACACGAUGCCUCUUUUUUCUCACUCUCAAUUUGUUUUAAGAGUGAAAAAUGUUGACAUCACAACGAGACAAUCUAUGAAUUACAAAACUUGCCAACCAACGGUGAAGUGCUUUAAUACACAA
Mangifera indica (mango) is the source of this 3827-nucleotide messenger RNA. RefSeq lists its product as uncharacterized. NCBI's taxonomy places the organism in Eukaryota, Viridiplantae, Streptophyta, Magnoliopsida, Sapindales, Anacardiaceae. Bases 186 to 3572 code for a protein of 1128 amino acids. The transcript has 8 exons. The record is from RefSeq and is a predicted model, not a curated record.